AUGGCGAUUUCGGAAAUGUGUAGCGCCGAGAAUAUCAUGGGCUCAAAGUUGAUGAUUGCCGUAAAAAUGCCGAGCAAGGACGAACCGUUAUUGAAAGAAGACACGCCUGAACUAACAAAACCGACCAAAGGCAGUUCGCUUAAACAGAUUCUCGUCGCCUUAUCGGCCAACUGGGGCACCAUAAACACUGGACUGGUGUUCGGCUACACCGCCGUCAGUUUACCCCAACUUAUGAUGGUCGGAUCCAGGAUUCCGGUCAACAAAUACGAAGCCUCUUGGAUAGCUAGCGUGUCGACCAUCGGAACGCCGUGCGGAUGCAUACUGGCCAGCUACUUCACCGACUUAUUGGGCCGCAAGAAGACCUUAAUCGCUUUGCAGUUGCCCGCUAUCGUCGGAUGGCUGAUGGUGGGCUCCGCGACGUCAGUUCACUGGAUUUACAUAGGGAGAUUUCUGGCGGGCCUGAGUUCCGGCAUGAUCGGCUCCCCGUCCCGAGUGUACACGUCUGAGGUGUCACAGCCGCACCUGCGUGGCAUGUUGUCCGCUUUCGCGUCCGUCGGAACGUCUUUGGGUGUCACGCUGGAGUAUUUGUUCGGUUCGUUCUUGGACUGGGACACGUUGGCGUUCUUGAACGCCACGAUGCCCGCUAUGGCGUUGCUUCUGGCUUUCUUCAUACCGGAAUCGCCGACGUGGCUGAUAUCGUCAAAGAAUGACGAGAUGCGGUGCAGGGCCAGUCUGAGGCGAGUGCGAGAUAGCAAGUGCGACGUGGACACCGAAUUCAACGACCUGCGCAUGUCCUCUAGAAUGGACGAAUCGCUUUCGUUCAAGGAAAAGCUCCGACUCAUUAGCCGGCCGUCUGCGUACAAACCGUUCUUGAUCGUUUCCAUCUAUUUCUUGCUGAGUCAGUUCUCUGGACUGAACGUAGUCACGUUUUACGCGGUCGACGUUAUACGGGAUUCGGGUUCUACGAUCGACAAGUACGUAGCCACCAUCGUACUGGGAAUCAUUCGGUUGGUAUUUACCGUGAUCGGCUGCAUGUUGAUGUGGCGACUGGGCCGGAAACCGCUCUCCUACAUAUCCAGUAUGGGGUGCGGCAUAUCGAUGCUGUGCUUUGCCGGCUACAUGUACCAGAACGUCACUUGGGUGGCAGCUGGGCAACCCGCGUCAAACACGUGGUUCCCGAUCGUAUGCCUGUUCGUGUUCUACGCCUGUUCGACGAUCGGCUAUCUAAUCGUGCCGUGGGUGAUGAUCGGCGAGGUGUUUCCCAGACAGAUUCGAGGCAUGCUCGGUGGUGUGGCCACGUGCGUAGGACAUUUCUCCAUAUUCAUCGUACUCCAGACGUACCCAAUCCUUCAGGAACUGGUCACCAAGUCCGGCACGUUCGCUGUAUACGGUUCCGUGUCUAUACUUAGCACAGUGUUCUUCUACUACUUCUGCCCGGAGACCAAAAACAAGACGCUGCAAGAGAUCGAGGAUUCGUUCUGCCAUAAAAAAAAACCGAAAAGACCGGUCGUCAUCGCUGCCAAUGCGACAGCUUCCAUUCAAUGCAAUAACAACAAUAAAAAAUUUGAGUUUCCCGAUGUCGUCUUCAAUCUGCCAAAACGCGACAGCGGUGUAUCUGUAUGAAAAUUUGACGACGGUUGUGUUAAACCGAACAUUACGAUGAUGAGGAAAUAUCGCCAUCGGUUAGUUCCUUAUUGAAUAUAUAUAUCGGUAUAUAUUUGUUUUUUUUUAUUUUUAAUGAUUUGAUAUCGUGUUUUGUUGUAAUACAUAGCACGUUGUCACGAACGCCUGUUUUGUAUAAUAUUAUUAUUGUUAAAACUACAAUUAACUCGAUUAAGUAUUGUUUUCGGUGCUUUCAAAGUUUGAAAGCUACGACGAUAUUCAUGGCAUUUUUACUUUACUUACCAUAAUAUCAUUAUUGAUGUAGUAUUAGAUUUUACGAUAUUUAUACCUUUAUAGUUGUUUUUAAGACUGACAAAAAGUGAUUUAUUUUAGUUUUAGAAAAUAAACAAUGUUUUGUUAUACUUUGUGAAUAAUAUAUUGAUAGAUAAAUAAUUUUUUAUAUAUAUAUACAAUAUAC
Rhopalosiphum maidis (corn leaf aphid) is the source of this 2080-nucleotide messenger RNA. RefSeq names its product facilitated trehalose transporter Tret1-like. Bases 1 to 1623 code for a protein of 540 amino acids. Gene Ontology annotation, biological process: transmembrane transport. NCBI's taxonomy places the organism in Eukaryota, Metazoa, Arthropoda, Insecta, Hemiptera, Aphididae. The transcript has 7 exons. Gene Ontology annotation, cellular component: membrane. Gene Ontology annotation, molecular function: transmembrane transporter activity. The record is from RefSeq and is a predicted model, not a curated record.